Molecule: messenger RNA, 1026 nt
Organism: Triticum turgidum subsp. durum (durum wheat)
Lineage: Eukaryota; Viridiplantae; Streptophyta; Magnoliopsida; Poales; Poaceae
Source: the annotation of a GenBank genome assembly
AUGGGGACAAGCAACAUGGGCAAUGAAGGGAGCUCAGCCGCAAGCAACGAUGACAGCACGGUGGAGGAGGAAGGCGGCCAGGACAUGACCAGGGCCGGCGACUCGUCGUCGUCAGUGCGCCCCUAUGUUCGUUCCAAGAAUCCCCGCCUCCGCUGGACGCCAGAGCUCCACCACUGCUUCGUCCGCGCCGUGGAAAGGCUCGGCGGCCAAGAUCUUGCAACUCCUAAGCUGGUCCUUCAGUUGAUGAACGUUAGAGGGCUUAGCAUAGGCCAUGUCAAGAGCCAUCUCCAGAUGUACAGAAGCAAGAAGAUUGACGAUUCCGGCCAGGUCAUCAUAGGUCACUUGCAACAGGGAGGACAAGUCUAUAACUAUGCUCAUCUCCCCUUCCAUCAUCGUGUCAGUGGUGCCGGUACAAUGCUCUCUAGGUUUGGCACUAGACCAUGUCCUCCAUCGAGGGGGAGCUGGCAUGAACCAUACUGGCUCCAUGGCCACCGUUUACUUGGAUCAAAACCAUACUAUUCAUCAUCAGCAGCAGCUCAUCAUGACGAGGCUCUCCUUAGAGCACGUGCUCAACAUGUAUCUGACUAUAACCCAGCUUUGAUAGUCCAAGAAUCCUCUUCACCGAGAAAUGAUUAUCACGCCAUGAAUCGCUACCACUAUGAAAGACGGCCGCUGCAAGCUGCUACGACGGAGGACAACGAUGAUCAGAUCCAUGGUCGUGAUAUAAACCUGGAUCUCUCGCUCGAUAUCGGUGGUGGACAGCGGCUAGAGAUGAAGAGCAAGAGAGGCUGCACGAGAUGGGGGAAACAAGCAGAAGAAGAUGAUGACGAUCAGGUUGAUGUCAAUGAAGAAUUGAAGAGCACUGCUACUAGACUGUCUCUAUCCCUACUCUCUCCUAGUCCUAUUACUCUUGAUCGAAAGGGGAGUAGUGCUAGUGAUCAUGCACUAGGUCUAGAUGUCAAUGUGGAUAAGAUAGGGAAAGUGCAAUAUGCAAUCAGGGCAAGCACUCUUGAUCUCACCAUAUGA